This is a messenger RNA of Chelmon rostratus (copperband butterflyfish), 3421 nucleotides long. RefSeq names its product rap guanine nucleotide exchange factor 1-like. Bases 201 to 3017 code for a protein of 938 amino acids. The transcript is spliced from 23 exons. Gene Ontology annotation, molecular function: guanyl-nucleotide exchange factor activity. The record is from RefSeq and is a predicted model, not a curated record. Gene Ontology annotation, cellular component: plasma membrane. Gene Ontology annotation, biological process: positive regulation of GTPase activity; Ras protein signal transduction. NCBI's taxonomy places the organism in Eukaryota, Metazoa, Chordata, Actinopteri, Chaetodontiformes, Chaetodontidae.
AAGACACAGAGAGAGAGAGAGAGCUGCAGGAAGAGUGAGACAGUAGAAAACUGAAAUAUUUAAAGAAAGUGAGAGAGCAACAGGAAGAAGAGACACAGAACGAGCAGAGUGUGAGAUGAAGAACAUGAGGCCAGAGGAUUAAACUGUGGCUCUGCUGAUCUGACGCUACCAGCUGUCUGUCUGUCUGUCCACCUGCAGACAUGUCCUCCCGGGCUGAGAGUAAGUCAGCCUCCCAGUUUGUCUCUCUGACCAUGAAGCUGAAGGAUAAGCUCCACCCACAGCGGAUCAGACGCUCUGAGCGAAUCAAACACACUCCAUCACAGAGAGUCAAACCACCUGAUCUAAACCUGCUCAAACACUCACAAUGCAAGUUGGCGUCUGUGUUAGCGGACCAGCAGCGGGCCGUCGUCAGCUCUCUGCAGUACUUCAAAGCUCUGGUGGACAGACUGGGAGUGGACAAAAUGGUCCUGAACCAGUCUGUGGUUGGCGGUCUGCUGGGCGGGGCGUCCAGUGGAGUCCUGGAGGCGGUCCAGGCUCUGGUCCAGUUGGAGCCACACCUGCACAACAGUAAGACUGUCUCCUCCUGUCUGACUCGCCUGUACCACUCUGUGGCUCAGCUGAUUCGCUGGGCCGAUCAGGUGGUACUGCAAGGCGUGGUCCCUGACAACAAAGAGUCCACGGCAAGCGUUACUGCAGUGAUCAGGGCUGUGUUGGACGGGGUCAAGGAAUUGGUUCGAUUGGCUGCAGAGAGACAAGAUGGCCCUGCCCCCUUGUCUCCUGUCCAAUCACAGACUGCCACGGGACAGGCAGGUGCGUUUGAUGACCCGCAGACAUCAGACAGGACGUCCACCUGCCAAAGUCCUGGAGCUGCUGCAAAGGAGGAGGAGGAGGUGAGGAUGGAAAGUAGAAGAGAGGACCAGACAGUUUUAGCUCCUCCAAAACCCCCGAUUCCAGUCCCAGAGGUGCCCCCCCCACAUGGAAUGAGUCCUCCAGCCCUGCCGCCAAAAAAACGUCAGUCGUCUUCAGGCCCCGCCCCCUGCAGGGUUGCCAUAGUAGCACCAAUGAGACGAGAGGCUGAAGUAGACCGACAGGUACAACAGGAGGACGACUGUGUGAAGAACUGCUCUUCUUCUGCAGACACCGCCGCUGAGAACAAACACUGUGAGGACGAUCCUGACUACGACUUCCUUCACACUGAUCUCUCCUCCUCUGAGACUCUCCCUCCUCUUCCUCACCCCUCUUCACUCCCCCCUGCCCUGCCAGAGAAGAGACGCUGCAGUGCUGCAGGAGAAAUCAGCUCUGAGGCCUCCCCUUCUUUUGGGUUUGACUCCGCCCCUCAUGAAGUUAGCCCCACCCAUAGUGAUGCUGUCAUUGGUCCUGAUGAGUCGCUGUCCUCUCCUCUGUCGCCCAGCAAGACUCCCCCUCCCCUCCCUGAGAAGAAACGACACAUCCAUCAGUACCUCCAGUUCUGUUCCUCGUACAGCGCUCAGUCAGCAGCCAUGUUCUACCAGCGACCUUUGACCUCCAGUCAGCGAUACAGCAGCAAGCAGCGAGAGGUCGAUGCCGACGACCAGCCCACACACUCACACCUGGAAACACACCUGGACUCCACCCACUCACCUGAGCCACCUCGUGUUCCAGUUCUACCACCGAAGAAGAGACAGCAGGAUUCAGGUGAAACUGACUGUCAGAGGGAAGAGAAGCGGACCACAGACAGUUCCCAGAGUCUCCAGCAGGAGGCGGAAGGUUGCCACGAGAGCAGGGAGCAGGCAGAAGAGGAGGUGUUACUGGCCGACCAGCAGGAGAUCCUCCACAGAAUCACAAUGAAAACCGAGGAGGAGGAGGGGCCGGACGUGAAAGCAGCCUCUCCUGACAUCCUAUUGGUCUAUGCCGCAGAGAGCGACAGCAUCAAUGAACAGGGCCUGUACCGUGAAGCCUUCCUCUCCACCUACAGGAGCUUCAUCAGCCCAAACGAUGUUAUCAGCAAGCUGCAGCACAGAUACAGACACCUGUGUGAUAGGUGUGAACCUGCACACCUGGCAGCAGCCAAGAAGACUUUUCACCUGCUGGUCACAGUGGUCGACGAGCUGUGUGCGAUCGAGCUGGACUCUGAUUUGCUGCUGCUGCUGAUGGACCUGGUGUUCAGCCUCCUGACAGAUGGGGAGUUGGGACUGGCCCACCUGCUGCGCUCCAACAUCCUGUCCAAGAUGGAACAGAGGUGGCAGCUGAUUGGCUCUCCUCAGUCACUCCGCCCACUCGCAGCCAGGGGUGUGGCUGCCAGACCAGGAACUCUUCUGGACUUCAGGAGUCAGGAUUUAGCUGAGCAGUUGACUCUGCUGGACUCUGAGCUCUUCUACAAGAUCGAGCUUCCAGAGGUCCUGCUGUGGUCUAAAGAGCAGAAUGAGGAGAAGAGUCCUAACCUGACACAGUUCACCCAACACUUCAACAACGUCUCCUUCUGGGUUCGAUCGGUCAUCAUACUUCAGGACAAACCUCAGGACAGAGAGAAACUGCUGCUGAAGUUCCUGAAAACCAUGAAGCACCUGCGCAAGCUGAACAACUUUAACUCGUAUCUGUCAAUCCUGUCAGCGCUGGACUCCGCCCCCCUUAGACGCCUGGACUGGCAGAGAAGCACAGCUGAGGCUUUGGAGGAGUACAGCUCUUUGAUUGACAGCUCAUCAUCUUUCAGAGCCUACAGAGCAGCUCUAGCUGAAGUGGAACCUCCAUGUAUACCCUACCUGGGUUUGAUCCUUCAGGACUUGACCUUCGUUCACCUGGGAAAUCCUGACAUAUUGAUGACAUCACAGUGUUCUAAGGUCAACUUCUCUAAACGCUGGCAGCAGUUCAACAUCCUGGACACUUUGAGGAGCUACCAGCAAGUUGGUUACUCUCUGCAGCCGAAUGAUGACAUCAUAUCCUUCUUUAAUGACUUCAGUGAUCACCUGGCAGAGGAAGCAUUGUGGGAACUCUCUCUCAGGAUCCGACCACGAAAUGCCCCACGAGCCAUUCAGAGAUGACAGGUUAAACUGGGAUAAACCAGGACAAACUGAGUAAACCUGUGAUAACCUGCUACAUCACAAGGUUAACCUGUGUUAGCAUAAUGCUAACACGUUUAUGUUGAGGAAUGAGGUGAAUAAACCUGGUGCUAACCUGGGCUACAUUGGUGCUAGUCCAGUGCUAAUGUGUCACAGAAAUAAAGACUUCAAAGUUGCUCACAUACUGGGCUACUCAUGGCUAAUGGUGUGCUAACAUUUUAUAAUCUGGACUGUCCCUGCACGUUCUGCAACAGUGUGAACAGUCCUAGCUAUUUGUAGAAACACAGUUUAGCUAGGUGUUAGCCGAGGUUAGCCUUGGGCUAGCCUGGGUUAGCCAGGUGUUAACGUGAGCUAGCAAUAUUCCAAUAAACAUAACUGCUCGCCUG